Messenger RNA from Pseudophryne corroboree (corroboree frog), 1540 nucleotides. RefSeq names its product gastrula zinc finger protein XlCGF71.1-like. Gene Ontology annotation, molecular function: RNA polymerase II cis-regulatory region sequence-specific DNA binding; DNA-binding transcription factor activity, RNA polymerase II-specific. NCBI's taxonomy places the organism in Eukaryota, Metazoa, Chordata, Amphibia, Anura, Myobatrachidae. Gene Ontology annotation, biological process: regulation of transcription by RNA polymerase II. The transcript is spliced from 2 exons. The record is from RefSeq and is a predicted model, not a curated record. Gene Ontology annotation, cellular component: nucleus. The coding region runs from base 789 to 1484 and encodes 231 amino acids.
ACAGGGGCUAUUAAGAGAGCAGUGGAUUUCCUGGCCUGAGAGGAAGGCUGUUUUUUUUUGCUUCUGAAAGCUACUGAUAGGAUAGCCCUUCCAGUGUGCUGAGUAAGGAUUGUGUCUGGACGCAUUGUGGACACAGAACUACUGCUGGCAUGUGACAUCAGGAGACUGUAAUGCUAUACUACUGUGGGGACUUAGACAAUUGAGCAGGUUUCCCACUGAGAAGACAUUGUGGAAAGGGACAUUGUUCUCCGAACAAGCCAACUGAAGGCGUCAUUUCUCCUUAAACCUUUGAGGAUUCACAAAAACUAUUUUAUUUUUUUAAAUAGAAGAAACAUUCAACAACUAAUUUGGUACUCAUCUAACACAUGAUGAGUCUCACAGGAGAGCCACCACAUCAAUGCUCUGAGUGUGACAAACACUUUACUUAUAAAUCACAGCUUGUCAAACAUCAGAGGAGUCACACAGGAGAGAAACCAUUUACAUGUCCUGAAUGCAGGAAAUGUUUUUCCUGUAAGUCACGUCUCAUUGGUCAUGAGAGGAGUCACACAGGAGAGAAACCAUUUAAAUGUUCAGAAUGUAGCAAGUGUUUUACCGAUAAGCAACUACUUGUUGGUCAUCAGAGGAUUCAUACAGGAUAGAAACCAUUUACGUGUUCUGAAUGUAGCAAGUGUUAUUACCGUAAGUCACAUCUUGUUGGUCAUCAGAGGAUACAUACAGGGGAGAAACCAUUUAAUUGCUCUGAAUGUAGCAAGUGGUUUUCCCGUAAGUCGCACCUUGUUAGACAUCAGAUGAGUCACACAGGAGAGAAACCAUUUAAAUGCUCUGAAUGUGGCAAGUGUUUCAUUGAGAAGCAACAUCUGGUUAGUCACCAGAGGAUUCACACAGGAGAGAAACCAUUUAAAUGCUCUGAAUGUAGCCAAUGUUUUACUGAGAAGCAACAACUUGUUAGACAUCAAAUGAAUCAUACAGGAGAAAAACCAUUUACAUGUUCUGAAUGCAGCAAGUGUUUUACCGAGAAGCAACAUCUGGUUAGUCAUCAGAGGGUUCGCACAGGACAGAAACCAUUUCAAUGCUCUGAAUGUAGCAAGUGUUUUCUACUCAAGCCACAACUUGUUAGUCAUCAGAGGGUUCAUACAGGAGAGAAGCCAUUUAUAUGUUCUGAAUGUAGCAAGUGUUUUUCUCGUAAGUCACAUCUUGUUAGUCACCAGAAGAGUCACACAGGAGAGAAGCCAUUUAUGUGUUCUGAAUGCGGCAAGUGUUUUUCCCGUAAGCCACAUCUUGUUACUCAUCAGCUAAUUCAUUCAGGAGAGAAACCAUUUACAUGUUCUGAAUGUAGCAAGUGUUUUACUUACAAGCAGCAACUUGUUAUACAUCAGAGGAUUCACACAGGAGAGAAACUCUUUAUAUGUUCUGAAUGUAGCAAGUGUUUUUCCCGUAAGUCACAUCUUGUUAGACAUCAGAGGCUUCACACAGGAAAGAAAUAGUGCUCUGGAAAUGCAGCAAGUGUUUUAAAUAGAGAUGAGCGGAUUCAGUUUUACUC